AGAGAAGAGAUCAAUUGCCCACUUUCCCUACAAAGCAAAGGAAGAUCUCAACCUUUCCCUUGCUCUUUUAGUUUAUUGAGAGACAAGAUGGCAUCAUCUCUUUCUUCCUCUUUCUUCACUCUAAUCUUACUUCUCAUGUUUGUUAGCAGCACACUCUCUUCAAGAACAUACAGGAAGGGUGAGAGAGGAAAGGUUGAUGGUACUAAAGAAGAUUUGGGUGGUCAUCUUCAUGAAAAAUUGGCAGAGGCACAUAUACAUGAAUCUCAUUCAUCUCAUUCAUCUACACCACACAUGGAUCAUAUGAUGAUGAAGGAUCUUGCAGUUAAGAUCUUCUUCUCAACAAAUGAUUUUAAGUUAGGGAAGAAGAUGCCAUUGUAUUUUCCUAGUGCAAGAGAUCAUCCUUCUCAUCCUACUUCUCAUUUCUUGUCUAGAGAAGAAGCUGAUUCUAUUCCCUUUUCAUCAACCAAACUCUCUGACCUUCUUCAAAUCUUCUCUAUCUCUAAAGGAUCUCCACAAGCAGAAGCCAUAGAAAAGACACUAAGAGAGUGUGAAACCAAAGCUGUUGAAGGGGAGACUAAAUUUUGUGCCACAUCCUUAGAAUCCAUGCUUGAUUUUGUUCACAACAUCCUUGCAUCUUCAUCUUCCUUCAAUGCCAUGAAUACCAAAAUCUAUAGAUAUUCAUCGCAAGUUGCAGUUCUACAGAACUAUACAAUAGAUAAAGUACCCAUUGAGAUAUGGGUUCCAAAGCAGGUGGGGUGUCACCCCUUGUCCUACCCUUAUGCAGUUUUCUAUUGCCACCAGACAACUAAUACCAAGCUUUACAAGGUUUCUCUGAUGGGAGAAUUAUCUGGAGAAAAGGUGGAAGCUGUUGCAGUCUGUCAUAUGGAAACUUCUAGUUGGAACCCUAAUCAUGUCUCCUUUAAGGUCCUUGGGAUCAAACCUGGAGAUGGGCCUGUCUGUCAUUUCUUCCCUGAGGGUCAUCUUGUUUGGAUACCUUCCAAUUUGAUUGUCACUUAGCCACAGCAAGCUAGGAACUACAAGAUGUGGCUUCAAGAUUCAGAACAAGAUUGUCACUCGUGUGUACUUGGGUGUGUGUUUUGGGGCGGCAGGUUAUUGGGUGAGAGGCAGCCUUUCCCUUGUAAUAUUAUCAAUAAAUAAAAAAAAACAGUAUGUCAUGCCCAAAUGGUCCAUGUUUUGUACAUAUAAGGACAGAUAUAGAUAGAGAUGACUCUAUGUUUCCAUUGCUAUAAAAAAUUAAUAAAUUUUUUUCUUUAAUUUAUGAAA
Molecule: messenger RNA, 1284 nt
Organism: Macadamia integrifolia
Lineage: Eukaryota; Viridiplantae; Streptophyta; Magnoliopsida; Proteales; Proteaceae
Product: BURP domain-containing protein BNM2C
Exons: 2
Coding region: 88-1017 (309 amino acids)
Source: RefSeq, a predicted model, not a curated record